CCCUGUUCUCCCUCCUCCAUUUUUAGUCUUCCAAAAUCCAUUCCAUCGAACAAAGCUCCUCUUUCUCUCCCCUCUCCCCUUCGAAUCAUCGCCGGAGCAGGCCGGGCACGAAUUUGUAGUCGGCAACCACCGUUUCCUGAUUCGGCGCGGAAGGAGAUGAAAUCGCCAUUGCGGAAGUUUCGGGGCCUCUCCCUUCCCCACCACCACAAAGAGAGGAAGGACCAACGCCCGCCGCCCGCCAAGCUCGACGAGCUCGUCGACGCCGCCCAGGAGAUGGUAGAAAUGAGGAAUUGUUAUGAUAGCUUGCUUUCAGCUGCAGCUGCAACAACAAAUAGUGUAUAUGAGUUUGCAGAAGCUAUGGAAGAAAUGGGAACCUGCUUACUUGAGAAAACUGCAUUGGAUUAUGAUGAUGAUGACAGUGGUAGAGUGCUGAUGAUGCUAGGAAAGGCCCAGUUUGAACUACAAAAGUUCGUGGAUAGCUAUCGUACAAAUAUCAUAAAUACAAUCACAAACCCAUCAGAGUCGCUUCUCAAGGAGCUACAAGUUGUAGAGGAAAUGAAGGAUCAAUGUGAUCAGAAACGAGAGGAAUAUGAAACCGUGCGAGCAGCCUAUAGAGAAAAAGGACGAUCAAAGCAUUCCAAAAUUGAAACAUUCUCCACAGAACAACUGCAAGCGUCCUUUCUCGAGUACCAAGAGGAUGCAGCAUUAUUCAUAUUUCGCUUGAAAUCAUUGAAGCAAGGUCAAUUUCUAAGUAUUUUGACGCAGGCUGCUCGUCAUCAUGCUGCUCAGUUGAGCUUUUUCAGGAGAGGGCUCAAGUAUCUAGAGGCUUUAGAACCUCAUGUGAAAGCAGUUGCCGAGAAACAGCACAUUGAUUAUCACUUUAGUGGACUAGACGAUGACACUGAUAAUGAUGAUUAUAGCUCUUACCAGGACAAUCAUAGUGAUGGCAGUGAGUUGAGUUUUGACUAUGGGAUAAACUUUCCUGCUUCCAGAAGUUCAAUGGAUUUGGAUCAGUCUAAUGUGGCGAGUUCCCCGAAACAUCUAAAGGAACAUGAGCAGGAAAAUGCUGAACAAAUGAAGGCAGAUUUUGUCGCCCCUCGAGUGAAGCCGGAGUUUGGCACUCAAUCAGCACCAAUUUUUGCUGAGAAUAUGCUCGAUCCGUCUGUGAGGUUUCAGAAAAUGAAUUCUCCAACGUUCUUGAGUCCACUACAUUCAAGUAGAACAAAUUAUUCCUACAAACUCCCAACACCAGCUGACGACAAGAACACCUCAGCAGAAACAAACAGAUCACCUCAUUCAGAUAAACCUGAGAGCAAAUCUUCCAUGGCAGCCAAUUUGUGGCAUUCCUCUCCACUGGUGAAAGGUUUCAAGCCGAGCUCCUUGUAUAGCGGGCCUGUUAAGAUGCCAUCAAGUACUGAGGGUACAUCAUCACCUUUAGUUUAUUCUUACUCCACUUCGGAUUCUAAGAAAAUGAAGAGGGAAUCUUUUUCUGGUCCAAUUCCAAGCAAAGCCGGAUUAAGCAAGCCCUUGUUUUCAGCUGCUGGUCAGAGAGCAUCAAUGAACUAUCCUCGUGUUAUGUCAGCAAAAUCACAUGAACCAGGUUGGCAGUCAUCUGUGGCUCCGAAAGUCCCUAGGAUAACUUCACUCCCAACAACAUCCCCCAGAAUCAGCGAGCUUCAUGAGCUGCCUAGGCCUCCAUCUGUAGGCACGGCCCGUCCUGGUUUGGUUGGAUAUUCUGGUCCUUUGGUAUCAAGGCGGCAGAUUCCCAAUGUACCAACCCGUGCCUCACCACCAUCACAUACAGCAUCACCACUUCCACGACCACCUGCUGCCAUGACUCGCAGUUAUUCUAUACCUUCAAACAGCCAAAGAACACCUAUUAUUACUGUGAAUAAGUUGUUGGAGGCUAGGCAUAGCAGAGAGAGCAGCGAAGUUUCAUCGCCCCCACUAACACCUAUAUCUUUGGCCGAUGUUUCCCGCAAAUCACCAGUAACAACUAUAGACAAGAGAAGGAUAAAGGAAACGUCGUGAGCACUCGCAAGUCCAAACCUGUUUAUAACUGUAGGCAAUUUUGUAUGUAAUACUCCCUUCAUUUCACAAAGGUUGGCGGAUUUCGUUUCGUUAAGACAAGCCUUUCACUAAGAAUUACUGUAUUAACAUGUUAGUUAUAUGAUAUGAAACCAUGAUCAUUAGUAAGAACUUUUAAAAACAAAUCCAUUGAUAUAAAUUUCAUGUAUGAAAAAAAUACAUAUCAAUAGAGUUUUCAUUGGUCAAAGUCUUGUCUUAACGAAACAAAAUACACCACCUUUGUGAAAAGUUUGCAUUCUAGGUUUCCUUUGAUACUCUUGUACUUUUGGUGGAAGAAGGUGAAACAAAGAUAGCAAUAUUUUACUCCUCAUUCUCUAAUGACCUACUUUAUCUCCUUUAGCUUUUUUUUAACCUACUCGUUUUAUUUAAUCCAGUUUAUACCUGCAAAAUCAA
Molecule: messenger RNA, 2481 nt
Organism: Brachypodium distachyon (stiff brome)
Lineage: Eukaryota; Viridiplantae; Streptophyta; Magnoliopsida; Poales; Poaceae
Exons: 11
Coding region: 157-2031 (624 amino acids)
Source: RefSeq, a predicted model, not a curated record